Wyeomyia smithii (pitcher-plant mosquito) is the source of this 1235-nucleotide messenger RNA. Its product is annotated as chymotrypsin-C-like. The transcript has 5 exons. Gene Ontology annotation, molecular function: serine-type endopeptidase activity. Gene Ontology annotation, biological process: proteolysis. The record is from RefSeq and is a predicted model, not a curated record. Lineage: Eukaryota; Metazoa; Arthropoda; Insecta; Diptera; Culicidae. The coding region runs from base 1 to 1212 and encodes 403 amino acids.
AUGCUAUCAACCCGGGUCGUAUAUCAUGCUCGCGCUCCCUCUAGCGAAGGAUUUUUGAUGCGUCCUCUGCAAAUCAACAAUGGAAUAAAAAGUGGCUUAGCUCACGACGACGAGGACGAUGCAGUGGCAGAAAAAAAAGCCACGCUUCGAUUAAGAGCGUCGUUCGUACCCGGCUUUGCCAACGGCUUGGUAGCUAUUGGGUGGACAACAGAAGAAGGUGUUACAUAUGCAUGUGGAGGAACUCUGACAACUGCACGCUUUGGAGACUCCGGUGGACCGAUACAGACCGAAAGGCUCGAUGUACACGGAACACUAAUUCCAUUGAUAGUAGGUGUCGUCUCAUUUGGAACUCCAUGUGCCAAAGGAUCUGUUGGAGUGUACACUCGGGUGGCUUCCUAUCGUCGUUGGUUAGAAAAUGAAACAAAACAAACUUUUGGAUAUAUGGACUGCCUGCGAAAAUCAAUGUGCAUUAACAGGGAACAGGUUCCGAUUGGCAUAAGUUCUCCUUCCUUUUAUCCAGUUCAUAGGGUUUCCAUUCGGUGGUUUGAAAAAAUCUAUUUUCAAUACCAUUGUGGAGCUACCCUUAUCGAUUAUCGGUUUGCCAUCACAUCUGCUUCUUGUGUCAGUAAAAAACCCUCACCCGGUUACAUCGAGUCAUCACUGAGUGACGAGAAGGUACCCAUUCAAGACCUUCACGUUCAUCCAGCUUACAGCAACGGAGGCGAACCGCAAAACGACAUUGCCUUAGUCAAACUUGCUAUGUAUCUGAUAGCCAAAGAAAACAUACUGCCAGCUUGCCUCUGGCGAGAGUCUGAGAUCAACGGGGAGCAUAAUCAAAUCUAUUUCUCAGCCUACAAUAAAGAGUUUGAACUAUAUGACAGUGCAAGAGAAAAUUCACAGGGGCAAAUAAACAUUGAAGCAGACAUAACUAACAAUGGACGAUGCAUAGAUCCACUGCAGCAGCGACAAAAUCUUCUCUGUGCCAGCAAUAACAUUUCACUAAUUCCCUCAGUUUGCAAGUUGAAUUACGGAGAACCAAUUGCAAUCCUUAUGAAUAACCCUCAUAUAACUUGCUAUAUCACGGGUGUGAUAUCGAGUCUAAGUGCAGGAUGCAAUGACGAUUUGAUUGGAACCAGAAUUUAUCCUCACAUAGACUGGAUCGAAAGUGUUGUUCUAGAUCGCCCCUACGAAGGAAUAUUGUUUCCACCGUGAUAUGGAAUUAUCUCGAAUAAAAA